AUGGAGGUCCCGGGAACUCUCCCCAGUGGCGGUCUCCUCUACUGGGUGGGGGUGCUGAGCGCAGUGUACAUCACCGUGCGGGCCACCUACCGCCUGCUGGCCGGGCUCCGCGUCUGGGUGCUGGGCAACCCGGUGGUGCUGGGCCCGGGGCUGGGCGCCUGGGCAGUGGUCACAGGAGCUACUGAUGGAAUUGGAAAAGCCUAUGCAGAAGAGCUAGCAAAGCAUGGAAUGAAUGUGGCUCUUAUCAGCAGAUCUCAAGAAAAACUAGAACAGGUUGCCAGUGAAAUAAAAGAGAAAUUCAAAGUGGAAACAAAAAUUAUUGCUGCAGACUUUGGUGAGAGAGAAGAUAUUUACAGUAGAAUUAAAGCAGGACUGGAAGGCCUUGAGAUUGGUGUUUUAGUCAACAAUGUGGGAAUUUCAUACACUUACCCUGAAUAUUUUCUUGAUGUUCCAGACCUGGAUAAUACAAUCAAUAAAAUGAUAAACAUUAACAUCAUGUCUGUUUGCAAGAUGACACGAUUGGUGCUGCCCAGCAUGCUGGAAAGAUCUAAAGGAAUAAUCCUGAAUAUCUCUUCAGCUGCUGGCAUGUAUCCAUCUCCACUGCUCACUCUGUACUCAGCAACCAAGGCUUUUGUGGAUUUCUUCUCUCGAGGCCUCCAUGCAGAGUACAAGAGCAAGGGCAUCAUUGUACAGAGUGUUCUACCAUAUUUUGUGGCUACAAAAAUGUCUAAAAUCCGCAAACCAACCUUCGAUAAGCCCAGUCCUGAAACAUACGUAAGAGCUGCCCUUGGCACAGUAGGCCUGCAGUCCCAGACCAACGGAUGUCUGCCCCAUGCCAUUCUUGGCUGGAUCUUGUCUCUUCUUCCCACCUCAGCAGUCAUCAACUUGACAAUGCAAAAACACAAGCAAGUGCGGGCUCGCUACUUAAAGAAAGUGAAGGAAAACUAAGUUGCAGCAACUUGAUCAGAUGUUUUGACACAUGGUGGCUCAGUACCCACAAUUCAGCACGAAAUAGACUUAAUCACAUUUAAAAUUCUCUUAUAGUUUUUACUUUCUAAUAGGACCAAACACCAGUUUGGGGUGGGAUUAUGAUAUAACAUUUCUUUCUGGCCUCGACUUUCCAAUAUUGAUUUCAAAAUAUGCUUGAUUUGUUGGUCAUAUGUGACUAUGGGAUACUAACUGGAUUUAAUCAUUAGCUUUAUGUAAUGUAUUUAUACCAAUGAAUAAGGAAUUGUAUCUCAGUGCAAGUAGCUUGGUGAUAAAAGAAAAAACCCACAAUAAAGCAAGACAAAGUGC
Emys orbicularis (European pond turtle) is the source of this 1296-nucleotide messenger RNA. RefSeq names its product hydroxysteroid 17-beta dehydrogenase 12 (gene HSD17B12). The coding region runs from base 1 to 948 and encodes 315 amino acids. The transcript has 11 exons. Gene Ontology annotation, molecular function: oxidoreductase activity. Gene Ontology annotation, cellular component: endoplasmic reticulum. The record is from RefSeq and is a predicted model, not a curated record. NCBI's taxonomy places the organism in Eukaryota, Metazoa, Chordata, Testudines, Emydidae.